CUCAUCUGUGACAAACUAAAACACCAUGCCGUGAUGUAUCGCCAAUUUCCCAAAUCUGCAAUCAAGCUCUUAAGCUCCUAUCCCUUCAACUCUUCUUCAAUGUUUAUUUAUUGCAUUAUUUUGAACCAAAACAAGGUUGAGAGUAAAGCAUAGGCCGAAAAAAGUCGUGGAUGGUUUUCAAAACUUGACCUGGAAUCAAAACAACAACGAGGCAAUGGCAAUUUCUUGCCAUUCUCUGUAGCCUUUCUCCAACUCGUUAUUUUCUGACUGGCAUAACGACACGCUUUUUAUUUUUACAAUAACAAAGAAUACCUAUGAAGAAGAACCUUCUUAAACCUCUCCAGAACCCUCAACCAAAAUGCCCAGAACGAUUGCCACCACUUUCUCCACUGUUGGACUCACCCCAAACACCAACACCUUCCCUUUCUCUCUUCCCCACAAUUCCCGAACCCCGUCACCAGAGCCAACUCUUUUCCUUCCUCAAAACUCACCUGACCCACCAACCCUUAACCCCACAAACCCUCCUUCACUUUCUCAAAACGAAGCUCCAUCAUCAUCCCAUUUUCACCCACUAUGACUUCCAAGUUUUCUCUUGGGCUUCCACCUUUGACUUUUUCCGCCAUGACCACUCAACUUUCCUAUGGAUGGCUCACUCCUUAGGCUCCUCUCACCGUUUCUCUCAGCUUCAUUCUCUCCUUAGUUUUAUAGCUGCCAAUCCUUGCCCUUGUUCUCCAGGUAUCUUCUCUUGCCCUCAAAUGGAACCCCUUUUUCGAUUCGUUAUCGAUGCACUUUGUAGAGCUAGGAAGCUGAAUGAUGCUAUUUUUGCUUUUGAAACCAUGAAGAAAUUGAUUGAUGGAAAGCCUAGUGUUGUUAUUUAUAAUGUUUUGAUUAAUGGGUAUUUGAAAAGUGGGGAUUUUGGGAAGGCUUUGGGGUUUUAUAAGAGGAUGGAAAGCGAUAGAGUGAAGCCAGAUGUGUAUACAUUUAAUACUUUGAUUAGUGGUUAUUGUAGGAAUGGAAAAUUUGAGUCAGGAUUGGAGUUGUUUAGGGAGAUGAAGGAGAAAGGUUGUACUCCUAACGUGGUAAGUUUUAAUACUUUGAUUCAAGGGCUUUUUCGGGAAAAGAAGGCUGAGGAAGCAGUUAAGAUGGCAUAUGAGAUGAUUCAGUUUGGGUGUGAAUUUUCAACUGUGACUUGUGAGAUUUUGGUCAAUGGUUUGUGUAAGGAGGUGCAGGUUUCGAUGGCAUGUGACUUGGUCAUUGAUUUUUCAAGGAGGGGACUGUUGCCAAAGGAGUUUGAUUAUUGUGGUUUGGUGGAGGAGCUCUGCGCUGAAGGAAAUGCAGGUAGAGCAUUUGAGGUGGUUAAUGAGUUAUGGAUAAAGGGAAAUGUUCCGAGUUUGAUUUCUUGUACCACUUUGAUUGAAGGUCUGAGGAGAUCUGGGAGAAGAGAAGAUGCAUUUGGGUUGAUGGAAAAGAUGCUUAAAGAUGGUAUUGUUCCGGAUAGCGUGACUUUUAAUUGUCUCAUGCAAGAUCUUUGUGAUUUGGGAAGAACAAUGGAUGCAAAUAAAUUUAGAUUAUUGGCUUCAACGAAGGGUUUAGAACCAGAUGAGGUGACUUAUAGCAUUUUGGUAUAUGGAUAUACAAGAGAUGGCAGAAGGAAGGAAGGAGAAAUUUUGGUGGAUGAGAUGUUGGAUAAAGGAUUUAUACCUGACAUUGCUACGUAUAAUAGGUUGAUGGAUGGGCUCUCCAAUUCUAGAAGCUUGGCGUUGAAGAAAGUUGGUGUUGUACAUAGGUGAACGGGAUACUUAGUUGUGACAACUAGCAUGACGGGCACAAUAGUUAAAGGAAGAACAAAUGUGAUGGUCGAAGUGGAAAGAGAUGCACUGUGAAGUUCUUUUUGGUCGAUAUGUGAACUUAGUUGAUCAAGGCUAUCUUCUGCUCUGUAAUUAGCCUGAAGAUGACCUAGCAAAUGCAUAUUGAUGGAGUUUCAUCUUCCUCAGUUUAGAGUACUGCAUGGGGGAAUUUGACAAUAAAUCCACUUCAGAGAGCACAAAACGGGAUACCAUGUGAUGAAUUGCCAAAUCCUCUUGGCCACUAAGUGUAAUCAGUUGAUCAAAGCAAUCUUCUAUUCUGUGAUUGGGCUGAAGCUAGCCACCUAGCAAAGGCACUUAGGUGGAAUUGGAUCUUCCUCAGUGUACAAUAAUGCAAGGGUUGUUGGGAAAUUUGACAACAAAUCCUUUCAGAGAGCAGGAAAUGGGGUACCAUAUGAUGUUAUGCUUCACUGUGGUCUUUGGGAAUCCAUGCUUUUUCUCUGCAUAUGAUUGUCUAACAGCAUUUAUUUGUUAAGCAUCAGCCUGAAGGACAGGACAGUAUACUUCUUGCAGAAAAUUGGUAUACAUCUGUGUUUAGGAUGCUAAGGAAACAAGGAAUAGGUUCGCCUACAGAAUAAUGCUAAACAGCCUACACUUGCACCUUCCCGACUUCUUCCACUUUAAUCUGUGAAGUGGUACCAGCUAAUAAGUUACAGCAUGGUGUUAGGUUACUGCAAAUUUCAACUUCACACAUCAUAAACUGUAAACAUUUGUUGAUGUACAUCUUUGCAACACAGCAAAGGGAACUAUCCCGCACACAAUCUGACCCUCCUUUCUUUUUCUUUUCCUUUUACUCUAGGUUCUUCCUUUAUGAUUUGUGGAUAUUAUAUUUACUCAGUUUAAUAAACCUAAUGACAAAUUGGUGGAGAUCUUUUUACAUUGUGGAUUUGGUGGGUACCUUUGGAUUAUGAUAUUAUUACUGCUUCUUCCUAAUUGGCAAGCUAGUGAUCUCCCUAGCUCACUCGAAUGUUAGUCCUCUCAUGGCCACCAUUUGCCUUGAUGAAGAUUUUGCAAGGUAGCAACAAUUCUGUAUUUCAAGAAACUUGCUUCCAAACAAACACAUCUUUCAUCAGCUCUAGACUUGGUUGAUAGUUUUCUUGUAUGUUUCAAUUUUUUCUUUUCCCACGAUUACAGGGUGUUGUGGGAAGACACUGACUUUAGAGCUCCAUGUUCUGAGGCCCUGAUAGCUGUCCAGUGUAUUAGUAUACCUAUUUAUUAUCACAGACCAGCAAAAUUACUUAUGUUGGUUGAAGACUUAAGUUCGGUUGCUACUUGGUACUAGAUGCAGCAUGUAAAGGUAAAUAAAAUGUUACAAGUGCUCUUUUUUUGUUUUUUUGUUCUGUGAAAGUUGAUAAAAUUUUCAUGUGUUGAAUCUAUUCCCAUGGAAUAAUCUCUUGAUUUCUUCUCUGUAUAAUAUGUCAACUACUGCGUGCUCGAGAUAUGGCACAAAAAACAUAGGACCAGAUAGCAUUGUGUAUGGUACUCACUGACAGAGACUUGGUUGAGCAAGACUAUGAAGAACGAGAGUGGGAUAGAGGAUUCCGAGAGAUUGAGAAGUCAGACUAAGAAGAGGCUAUAUGGACUAUAGUUACUUGGAGAGGCAAUUCUACAAAAGAAAAUCAGCAAUCUACGCUUCAAUGCUGUCUGGAUUUGCUGAGGCCAGAGGGUUAGAAAUAUUGAUUUUUCACUAAUGUCUGUCAUUAUAGAUUUACCAAACAACUGCAUUGUGAAUU
This is a messenger RNA of Durio zibethinus, 3598 nucleotides long. Lineage: Eukaryota; Viridiplantae; Streptophyta; Magnoliopsida; Malvales; Malvaceae. The record is from RefSeq and is a predicted model, not a curated record.